AUGGAUAGCUGGCUUGACGGCCUGCCUCAACGACGAAAUAUUUCUUUAAGAGACCUAGAUUGGCGACGGAAACAAAGAAUUGUCCUUGAGCUUAGAUAUCACAAUGUCAUGAUGCUUCUGUUCAGACCUUUUGUUACGCACUGUACACAAGAGCCCAACCAGCAACCAUCAAAUGAGUUAGUGGGGGCUGUCAAUAAGUGUGUUUCAUCGGCUCAAAGGACUAUCGAGAUUAUGUACGAGACCUACAAGGUCCAAACCUACUUCCGAACAUGGUGUUAUAACACGACAUACAUCACCAUUGCAUCUUCAGUUCUACUCCUCUACGAGUUCCGGACAAAGGAACGCCCGACCACAAAUAACAUAGCUCUGAUAGAAUCUGCAAUAGAGAUUCUAGAAGCGAUGGAUGAAUCGGUAGUGGCGCGGAGUGCUGCAGAGGUCAUCAAGCACUUUUUACGAGAGCUCAAGUCUACGACCAACGGAACGUCCGAUAGCGUCGCGCAACCAGACAAUAUCGAUGUCCAACAAGCUCCUACACCCGGUCCCUGGGCUUCAUUAGACUUUGAGUUUACGGGCUUUGAAUUCUUGGAUCUUCCACUAGGAGAGAUGACAACGGUCUUUGACGAACUUCAUAAGAGUCUUGAUCAUAGUUUCCAGCCAGAGUGA
Messenger RNA from Fusarium poae, 663 nucleotides. RefSeq lists its product as uncharacterized. Lineage: Eukaryota; Fungi; Ascomycota; Sordariomycetes; Hypocreales; Nectriaceae. The coding region runs from base 1 to 663 and encodes 220 amino acids. Gene Ontology annotation, molecular function: DNA-binding transcription factor activity, RNA polymerase II-specific; RNA polymerase II cis-regulatory region sequence-specific DNA binding. Gene Ontology annotation, cellular component: nucleus. The record is from RefSeq and is a predicted model, not a curated record. The transcript has 4 exons. Gene Ontology annotation, biological process: positive regulation of transcription from RNA polymerase II promoter by galactose.